This is a messenger RNA of Procambarus clarkii (red swamp crayfish), 2868 nucleotides long. NCBI's taxonomy places the organism in Eukaryota, Metazoa, Arthropoda, Malacostraca, Decapoda, Cambaridae. The record is from RefSeq and is a predicted model, not a curated record.
AAAGCUUUUAAACAAAAUUUAAAUUAACUAAGAAUACCUGAACGGACCAACCAUAUUAAAUCACAUGUAAUUUCAAAUUGUCAAUAUCACAUUGAAAUUUAACUUCAGACAAAAUUCACAACAAAUGUUUUUAUGUUAACACAGAAAAGUUACAGCAUCGACAGACGUUAAAUAAAAAACAGACUCGCAAUUCACUGACUGUCAAGGACUCCCCACCAACCCACUAAGAACACAACCUAACCACAACUCACCACGAACACAAAACACACCAUCGAAGCAAUGCUGCUUCAACGUUAAAAAUAACAUUGUGGUUAGGUUGUGUUGCUAUGAAACACUUUCGUUCCUUCUACACAGACAACCACACAUGUUGACCGAGACGCCCAAACAACACCUGAACAUUUUCCCUUUUCUUCCUCCUGCAGGCGUCCAUGAAGGAGAUGCCCGCGGAGGUAAGGCAGGCAAGGGAUCGGGGGGCGCAGGAGGCUACAAUGGUAUCUCCAACUCCGUCUCCCGGGAGAUGACCUGGGAAGAGAUCGUGCUAGCCAUGCAGCUGACAGCUAUGUGUCUGGGGGCGUUGAUGGCGCUGUGUGUGGUCGCCUGCUGCGCCUACAAGAUCUGCGGUCCUGCUGAGGAGCUCGAGUGGGGUUCCCAGUACUCUGUGUUGAAGAAGCCACCACGGCAGCCGCCAGAACUGCUGCGAGAGCUCUGAGCCCGGCCCUCGCCCUCUGCACCGUCCCGGGCGGCCGCCACCACCACCUGGGUCUUCAAGGACACCACCAACUACCCGAAGGGGCCGUGAGGGUUUCCUUCUACCCCGGCAGAGGGCGAGUUGCAACACGCUUCGCAGUGCACUUUGGAGUCUGUGACCAGAAAGGUCUAUUACGUGGGCAACCGGCAGCCCGAGGGGCCUGCACCUGCAUUAUCACCUUCAGUGUCACCUUCAGUGUCACCUUCAGUGUCACCUUCAGCUUCUAGAUGAUACCGUGGAGCUUGGUAAGGUGCAGUGGUGCGUCAGGCUGUCGUCCACGUCUCGAGUUUAGCGUCGUAAUAUCAAGAACAUUGACUAAUUUUUGAAGUUCUUUGCUUGGUAUGCUUGUAUCAAUAUCAAUUAUUUAUCUGUAUUUUCUUAGAAAACAACAAUAUAUUGAUAUAACAAAUAUGUUCUGUCUAAAGCAUUAAGCUGUCAAAAGAAAUCUCCCUUAUUCUGUUUUUUUCUGCUUUAAACACGACAAAACAACAAUCUAAUUUUGGUCUCUUUGUCUUGUCAAUAUUGCAUCCACUUUAAUGAACUAUUUACUAAAUAUUGUAAAAAUUUAUAAUAUGAAAAAUAUAGCUCACUGUAAAAAAUAUACUAUUGUUCUGUGUAAAGGGCAGAGAGACAUUGUUUACCUGCCUUAACACUGUUGUGGACCUCUUAGCAUCUCGUGGCUCGGACCUAUAUAUAUAUAUAUAUAUGUGUGUGUGGAAGCCAAAACUGCGUUAUCCAGUGAAACAAUUCUGCAGAACACGUUAUCUUAUUAUGUUCUGAAAUGGUUUGUUGCAUAUUCGUAGAGUAUAGAAUAUCCCGCGAAAUACGACGCUGCAUAAGAAGUACCAUUUCCGGCAAACUUAACUGCGGCUGAACCAAAGCCAGAAGUGCCGCUCAGGGGAGUGCCAAGCAAGAAGUGCCGCUCAGGGGAGUGCCAAGCAAGAAGUGCCGCUCAGGGGAGUGCCAAGCAAGAAGUGCCGCUCAGGGGAGUGCCAAGUUAUGCCCGGCCCAACUAAGUUGAUCGAUAACAAAUUUAGUGAAAUGAGACUUGGAAUAUGCGGCAAUCUAUUAAUUUCUUACAAAAUAAAUCAUUAUCCUCCUUAAAAACAAACAAAUGCGGGUUUGUUCAAAUGGUGAGGCAUCGAACGCACAACUAUUUCCAUCUACAAGUCAGAGGAACAGGUCAUGUAGACCCGAAACAUUAGGUAGUCAGUACAUGUAUCAGUCCAGUAGCUGUUUUACCUCGUGUCCAGCAUGUAAUUUUGUUUAUGCGUAUAGCGUAGUCUCUCGCGGGGAUACGCCACUUAGGAACGGCCGAUGAUUUCUUCAUGAGCGUUGGUCACGAUACUCGGAUUUGGAAUUGUUUUCUAUGAAGAUAAAUUAUUAUUAAACUAAAUUAACACCUUUUCGACCAGCUUGAAAAUCUAUGAGUAGGUAUGUAAUAUAUUAGUGACUUAAUAACUAAUCUUAUUAGUUAAUGGGUUAUCAAAUCACAUUCAGAUAUACAUUUUCCAGAAAACUGCUUCCACUGUAACUCUCCACAGAGUAACAGCGGUGGUGGGAAUGGGAAGUAAAGUAACUCUCCACACCGUAGGCCCCGAGGAGGCUAUACAGCACGUGAGUAAUCCGGGGGCUAAUUUCCCAUUAGGAAUAAGGUGGGGGUCUACCACUCGGCCAAAAAUACGGGUGAUGCGAGAACUUGCGUCUCGUAUCACCCGGUAGGGGGAGCGAUGUUGACUAUCCUCCGGUCCGAGUGAAGUUGUAUACCACCGGUGGGAUUAAGGUAUCAAAUCGUCCGGUGGGAGUCGGGUCGGAUAUCUCGGUGGGAGUCGGGUCGGAUAUCUCGGUGGCAGUAAAGGUGAUGUUUAACCCUCUUAGAGUGGAUUAUCGCCCGGUAGCUCUGUGGUGGCGUAUCUCCCGUAUUAUUAUUAUUAGAAUCUGUGUUCGUUUCGUCGUUCUACGAGAGGACUUUCCCCUCCAUGAUAUAAAAGUCACUUUUUUGGAAGUCCUACCAGUCCAGGACCAUAUACAGGAGACCUCCAAUGUCGGCAGAAUGUGUGCUAGAGCAUGUGUGUGUGUGUAUGUGUGUGUGUGUGUGUGUGUGUGUGUGUGUGUGUGUG